Molecule: messenger RNA, 506 nt
Organism: Drosophila erecta
Lineage: Eukaryota; Metazoa; Arthropoda; Insecta; Diptera; Drosophilidae
Product: ARL14 effector protein
Exons: 2
Coding region: 55-414 (119 amino acids)
Cellular component (GO): intracellular membrane-bounded organelle
Source: RefSeq, a predicted model, not a curated record
UAAAUUGUUGAAACGAGGUCGUACUAUAUUAGUCUACGAAAUUCUCCCCAAGAUAUGAGGUCGUAUGUUGAUCCAGAUUAUUCUAUAGGUCGCAACCUGCGACAGAGACAUAGAAAAAAAGGAGGACUAUCUAACGAAUAUUCACAUCAUUUAGAUUCCGAAAAUAAAAAAAGAGGCAGAAAGAAAUGUCAAAAUGGCGCAUAUGAUGAAUACGGAAAUAUUCGGCUCAACGGUCUGGACAUUUGUGACUGUAUGAAUCAAGAAUGUGAUGGUUGCUGGUAUAAUUGCCGAAGUUGUGGCUCUACCAGGUGUGGUCCUCAAUGUCGCUCAAAUCGAAAAUUUUUUUAUGAGGACAUAACAUAUGACGGAAAAGAUUUAAGUAUUCAAAAUAAAUAUAUGCCAAAAUACAGUUAAAAAUAUACAAGUAUUAAUAAAAUAUUUAAACCUAAUCAUUAAACAGCUAAACGAGCAAUAAUUAAACUAGCAAUCAGAAGAAAUAUAUCACA